AUGAAGGUCGCAUGGAGCCAGCUACAGGAAGAGGCACGAUGUCUGGCAGAGGAAGUUGGACGAUCUGGCCGUGAGCACCAUUCGCUGACCAACAAUUGCGCAGUUUGGGAUGCGAUUCGCGCGCACGGUGUGCCUUCAGAACAUCGCGAGUGGGUGUGGCCAAUUCUGCUUCACGACCAAAGUAUCAGGGUGCAGCGUCAGCAUAUAAACAAUGACUAUACGUACAGUCAGUUACUAAGUGAAUGGACUGAAGAUGUACAAGAAGCAGAUGUAAUUAGUAUACAGGAACAGGCACAGGAGGAGGCCCUCGAGAGGUUUCAUCACCUCAAUCUUUUUCAAGAGCGCAAAAUUCGCCGCAUUCUCUUAGCCUAUGCCAGGUCUCAAUGCUCGUUUCACUAUUGUCAUGGUAUGGUUGAUCUGUGUGUCGUUUUAAGUACUUAUCUCGCGGAAGAAGACGCUUUUUGGAGUUUUCGAGUGUUCUUGGAAAUACUACUACCCAAAUACUUUGAUGAGUCCGUUGUGGAUUUUCAUACAGACUGUCUUGUAUUGCAAGAGCUACUGCGAGUACAUGACUCAGUGCUAUGUGAACAUUUUGCAAUGCUGGGCGUGUCCAUCCAGCUGCUAUGUACAAAGUGGUUUUUUUCCUUCUUUGCCGAGUCGAUGCCAUUCGAAGUUGUGUGUCGCCUCUAUGACAUUCUAUUUGUAGAUGUGUGCAGUCGGCGUUUGGGUUUCAAGGUCAUUUUCUCGACGUCACUGUCAGUUUUAUUGUACCUAAGCUCAACGCUGGUAGAAAUACAGGAUGUUAAAGUUGUGCUGGACGUGAUUAAUGAAUUCUGUUUGACGACUCUGAACGAGUACUCGGUAGCCGAGUCUUUCCUGGAUUUGAUUUAUUUUAUGCAUGAGCGUAUUAAUGAUGAAGACUUGGCUACACUACGUCAAAAAUAUCGAGCACAGUUAGCACAGGAAGAAGAGCACCGAAAGUGUGCCCAACGAGAAUUACAUACGAUGAAGAGCAGCAAAACACAAAAAAAUGUAAAGCAAGAAUUGGUGGAGAGGCCAUAUCAUUCGCGUAAAGCUAAGCAGCAUGGUAUCGAGCUACUUAUCAAGUGGAGAAAACAUGUUGUUGAUGCAGCUGGUAUGCCUACCAGUCAAGACAAGAAUAGAGCUAGUAAUUAUUUAAGCCGUAGUGACUCCAGUGGAAAUGCUGGAUGUGGCAGCAACAGUGGUACACGCAAUAGUCGACAAGGGAGCUCACCAUCAAGCAGCGGUGGUGACGAUAAUGGCGAUGACGACGAUAGAUGCGAAAACGAUGAUAGAUGCGAAAACGAUGAUAGAUGCGAUGACGAUGCCGAAAUUGGAAUUAUAACGACACUGUUAGAAAAAGAAAUACCAGAUCGAGUAUACAGAAAAAACAGCAAGUUCAACUGUCGACGGCCACGAAGUUCGUCUCCGGUGCGCAACUUUUCGUUUCGAUGUACCGACGGAGCACAUAAUUCGAUUUUGUCUCGUAGUGUGACUUUGCCGAGCCCAAUUCCUGGCAAUGCAUUGUCAACGAACGAAAGCGACGAUGCAAGCCAAGUCAUUGAUUAUAAUACAAAAAAUGAGAACGAUUUGUGGGAGCGGCUACGGUCAUCAGGAGCGUCGAAGGAUGUUAUCAGACACAGUAUGAGCGGUGUACCAGAUGCCCAUCGAUCAUGGAUUUGGCCCAUCUUGAUUAGCCAGCUUUCAGUGCCUUCAGAUGUGUCUCGAGCUCUUUCGGAUGCUAGAAAUGAUGAUGAGGAAGUACUUUUAGAUCGUGAGACGGUAAAGUCAAUUGAAAAUGACAUACGGAGGACACGCAAUUUAGGUAUUGAUCAAGUGAUUCCAAUGCGUCGAGUACUCACUGCAUUUGCUACUCGCAAUCGUCGCGUUGGGUAUUGCCAGGGUAUGAAUGAAAUCUUAGUUGUACUUUUGCAGUAUUUGGAUGAAGAUCAAGCUCUUCAAGCACUCAUUUUAUUAAUCGAAGUGCUUUUGCCUGCUUAUCAUGUGGACUCAAUGAUUGGACUGCACACUGAUUGUGCUGUCAUGAAUACAUUGUUGCAGCAAAAUGACAUCGAUUUGCAUGCUCACUUAAGUGAGUUGGGGCUGAACAUGGAGAUUUUGUGCACGAAGUGGCUUGUGACUUGCUUUCUCACAUCGCUUCCAUCCUUUUGUGGACUGAAGGUCAUUGACAUGCUUUUAGCCCGCUCCAAAGAAAAGCAACGCGCAUCGCGCGUACUUCUUGGGGUAGGAAUGUCAAUUUUUUUUAUUUUGCGCGAUACCUUGUUAGAUGCUAAAGAUGCAGGAGAAGUGCUACUGGCGAUCAACGAGUAUUUUGCGCAGGAAAUGACGAAGACGACGGCUGAAAUGGAUAAGUUUCUACACUUUUGCCUGAUUAUCACAGACCAACUGGAACCGGACAUUGUGGAAGAGUUUCGGUUGAUCCAUAAAGACGAAGUGAUGGAACGGUUUGCGGCAUUUGAAGCCAAGAAAAUCGAGAUGCGACAUCAGCUUGAAGAUGCAAAAAUGAAGCAGCGCAAGGUUGCUAGUGCACCAGCAUCGCCUUCAAAGGCAGAGCGUCUCACUACCAUUUUAGCAUCAAAUGUUAUAACGGGUAAGCCUUACAGCAAUAACCCGGUCUCGGGGCUGUCUGCUUAUAUUAGUAAUCCUUUACGCGGCAGUGGACACAGCAAAUCAGCCUCAACAGAUGCAAUUGAAGAUAAAAAACGUCGCAAACGCUACAAACGUGUUGACGUUAUUCAAACCCACCACAGCUUUAGCGAGGAUAUCGAGAAGAUGGAAGACCAGCUCGAGGACUUGACACAUUUAUUACUUCGAGGCAAAAUUGACGAAAAAGAGCAUUCAUGUAUUAGAGCGCAAAUAGUGCGGAAGUGGUGUAAGGGUAUGAAUUCACCACAAUCUGCCAUGGUACGCGUCCAGUGCGUCAAACACUUUUAUUGCGAGCGUAGCGGCGGAGAAGGAUUUACGAGCAGUACUCCUGGAUUACAUCAGAUGGAAGGCCCGGUGCGAAAUAGUUUUUCUGAUGAGGCAGAAAACGCUCAUCGUGGGAGAAAAGGAUCAAUAUCGCUUUAUGGACGUAUGAAAAAAGCGCAAAAAAGUGCGCUUGCUAUAUUCAAAUCUACCUUUGAAUGA
Messenger RNA from Plasmopara halstedii, 3171 nucleotides. RefSeq names its product gtpase activating protein. The transcript has a single exon. Bases 1 to 3171 code for a protein of 1056 amino acids. Gene Ontology annotation, molecular function: GTPase activator activity. Gene Ontology annotation, biological process: activation of GTPase activity. The record is from RefSeq and is a predicted model, not a curated record. Lineage: Eukaryota; Oomycota; Peronosporomycetes; Peronosporales; Peronosporaceae.